ACCAACGCCCCGCGGAGCCGACCGUGGCGGCUGGCGGGAGAGCAAGGUCGGGACCCCCGCGCGCUCCAAGGGAAGCCAGCCUUAAUGUGAUAGAAACACCCUUGAACUUGUCAUCCAAAAGACAAAGGCUUGAGUUUCAGCUCUUAGUUUUGCGGUGACCUUGGAGCCAGAAUUCACAAUGACAACAGUAACAGGGACCACAGAGGUCCCCCCAAUGGGUAAAAGAGAAGAUAAUUCUGCCUUGUAUGAGUUCACAUCAGCUCACGUUAUUGAAGAAACCGAAUAUGUGAGAAAGAUCCGAACUACUCUGGAAAAGAUCCGAAAUCAAGCUUUUAAAGAUGAAGUAGGACAUAACAGUACACAUCACAAACUAGAAACAAAGCACUGUCGAAACAUUCAAAAUGGCUCUGAUUCUGAAAUGGACCCCUCUUGUUGCAGUUUGGAUCUGCUCAUGGAAAGGAUGAAAGGAAAAGAACAGCAGAUCUUAGAAAUGAACAAAGAAAAUGAAGUAUUGAAAAUCAAGCUGGAAGCCUCCAGACAGGCAGGAGCAGUGGCUCUGAGAAACGUGGCCCAGAGAUUAUUUGAAAUCUACCAAACACAGUCUGAAGAAGUUAGAAAGAAGCAUGAGGAUGGUAAACACUUACUCGAGGUUAACAGACUCGAAAAGGAACAGCAGUUGAAGCAACAUGUUGAAAGUCUGAAUCAAGUUGCUGAAAAGCUUGAAGAAAAACAUAAUCAAAUCACAGAGCUGGAGAACCUUGUACAGAGGAUGGAAAGGGAAAAGAAAACACUGCUAGAAAAAAAACUGUCUUUGGAAAACAAGCUGCUGCAACUCAAAUCCAAUGCUACAUAUGCUGAAAGUUGCCACAAUCUUCAGGCGGAGAUUUCCCUUCUCCAGGAGCAGAUCUCUCAUCUACAGUUUGUGAUUCAUUCCCAACAUCAGAACCUGCGCAGUGUCAUCCACGAGAUGGAAGGAUUAAAAAAUAAUUUAAAAGAACAAGAUAAAAGAAUUGAAAAUCUGAAAGAAAAAGUUAACAUACUUGAAGCCCAGAAUAAAGAACUAAAAACCAAGGUGGCGCUUUGGUCUGAAACGCCUAGGACAACAGUAUCUAAGGCUGUCUCUACAAGUGAAUUGAAGACUGUCGACACUACGCCCUAUUUGAUGUUGAUUAGGCUCCGGAAAUGAGCUGACUGGCUGAAGAUCUGAAUGAGAAAGAUUGCUACGUGGGUCUUAUUUAUUCCUUGAAACACAGCCUAAACUUGCAUGUUGAAAUGGCUCGAUGCCAGCAUUCAAUGUAUACAUCAACAGCUUUGCAGGAAGACGACAUUCCAGAAAAUCAAACGAAUAUAUAUUCAAGGGAAGGAACUCUUUCUUCAGAACUUAAUGAAAUGGGUGAAGAGACCAGGGGCUUUCAAUGGAAAAUGAGUUUUGCUUUAAAUUUAAAGAUCUGAAUCUUUCUUGCAGAUUUUUGCUGAAGGGAGUGGUUUAAGGUUGUUGACAGUGACUUUUUGA
This is a messenger RNA of Callorhinus ursinus (northern fur seal), 1513 nucleotides long. It is a transcript of the gene CCDC68, whose product is annotated as coiled-coil domain containing 68. Gene Ontology annotation, biological process: intracellular signal transduction. NCBI's taxonomy places the organism in Eukaryota, Metazoa, Chordata, Mammalia, Carnivora, Otariidae. Gene Ontology annotation, cellular component: intracellular anatomical structure. The record is from RefSeq and is a predicted model, not a curated record.